Molecule: messenger RNA, 745 nt
Organism: Balaenoptera ricei (Rice's whale)
Lineage: Eukaryota; Metazoa; Chordata; Mammalia; Artiodactyla; Balaenopteridae
Gene: NDUFS4
Product: NADH:ubiquinone oxidoreductase subunit S4
Exons: 6
Coding region: 27-671 (214 amino acids)
Biological process (GO): electron transport chain
Source: RefSeq, a predicted model, not a curated record
CCGUCCUAGUGUUUGCCUGCAGCAAGAUGGCGGCGGUCUCAAUGUCAGUGGCGCUGAGGCAAGCGUUGCGGGGGAGAAGGGCAGCGGCUGUAGCUGCCGUUUCCGUUUCCAAGGUUCCGACCAGGUUGCUGAGCACUUCCACAUGGAGGUUGGCACAGGACCAAACUCGAGACACGCAACUCAUAACGGUUGAUGAAAAAUUGGAUAUUACUACUUUAACGGGUGUUCCAGAAGAGCAUAUCAAAACUAGAAAAGUCAGGAUCUUUGUUCCUGCUCGCAAUAACAUGCAGUCUGGAGUAAACAACACGAAGAAAUGGAAGAUGGAGUUUGAUACCAGAGAGAGAUGGGAAAAUCCUUUGAUGGGUUGGGUAUCAACGGCUGAUCCGUUGUCCAACAUGGUUCUAAAUUUCAGUACUAAAGACGACGCAAUUGCCUUUGCAGAAAAAAAUGGAGGAGUGCGUUCAUUCGGUGUGUCUCCACAUCUUAGAAGAGCUGGAGAGCUGUACUUAAAGCAGAAGGUGCCGACAGAGGAUGGAGCUAUGAUGUUGAAGAGAGAAGGGUUCCGAAACCAAAGUCCAAGUCUUAUGGCGCAAACUUUUCUUGGAACAAAAGAACAAGAGUAUCCACAAAAUAGGUUGGCACGGAUUAUAUCUCUGCUUGACCGUGAAUAAAGUCAGCUGUUCAGUAUUUAUAGUCCGUGUAUAUUACACCUCACUCUCCUAAUAAAUUUGACCUUUAAACUACA